Messenger RNA from Uranotaenia lowii, 4044 nucleotides. Its product is annotated as G-protein coupled receptor Mth2-like. Gene Ontology annotation, biological process: G protein-coupled receptor signaling pathway; cell surface receptor signaling pathway. Gene Ontology annotation, molecular function: G protein-coupled receptor activity. The record is from RefSeq and is a predicted model, not a curated record. The coding region runs from base 1475 to 3214 and encodes 579 amino acids. Gene Ontology annotation, cellular component: membrane. The transcript is spliced from 8 exons. NCBI's taxonomy places the organism in Eukaryota, Metazoa, Arthropoda, Insecta, Diptera, Culicidae.
UCAGUUCAGUUCAGUUGUCUUUGGUCGGUUGACGGGGUAGCGCGCAAUUUUUGAGAACUAACCGUGGUUUAGUUCCAGCGAGGCACGAUUUUGGGAUUAUCCAGCCGUUAAUUUCCACACUUUGAAGAGGGAGAAGUUAAAAGUUUUUUUUUCUUCGUUCUGUCCAAGGUGGAAUCAUUCGCGUUUUUGAAAUCCCAACUGGAGCUGAAUGAAACAGUCUGGUCCGGUGCACACAGAAGCUGUGAAGUGAAUUUUGGGGGAAACUAACAGCUUGAAGAGAGCAGUGGAAAAAAAUUACUUGUGUUUAUGUGGAAACAUUUGGGAAUUGUUUGCCAUCAGAUGAAUCGCGCAUGAAGUUAUUUGUUUUAUCUGAUACCGGUUUCCCGAGUGUGAGCUAAUUGAAGCCAAUUCACAACGGUUUUCGGCGAGUUAUGAAAGGUGUCUUUGGGGUAGUUUCAGAAAAAAGGUGUCAAAGUAAUAAAAAUUGCGCAUAUCAUUUUUUUUCCUGGGAAAAGUAGUUUGCUGGCAGAAACUACAAAGCAAAGUUUAGAUACCCCGAUCUCGUUCAAACAAGCCUUGUGGUUGAAGUGUUAUUAUUGGUUUGAUAUUAGCUGUCUCUGCUAUUUGUUAAGUGAAUUGGUUUCCGAGUGAGUCAUUAGCAGAACCAGUUCCGUGCGAGACAUUAAGACGGUGAAGACAAAAGUCUGCAAUUGAUGAGGUUGUUGGGCAUAUUGAGGUCUUGACAAGUUUAAUGAACGAAAUCUGACAUCAAGGUCGAAGGCGAGUAUCUGACCUGGCGAAGAUCGUCCAAAAGCGAAUGUCAAAUAGUAUGUAAUCCAAGAAAAUAAAUUGAAAACAGGUUCAGCGAUACCUAGUGACUACCUGUUUAUAUCAACCGGCAGUUAGAGCAACGUGUCUGUCGACUAAGCCAUUCCCGCAUCCGCUAGAAACUUCGAAUCGUGUACUAUAAUUUGCGGUGUGAAUUUCCAGAACAAAACAAACCGGAUCAUUCCAAACCCGAUUGAAGAUAUCAUUUGACCAGUUGAAGACGAUCAUAUAAUCUCUAAGCACCAGCAGCAGCACAUCAUCAUCAUCAUAGCUACCAAAAAUAAAAACCACUCAGUCGCCCUAGUGAACGACCCGAAAUAUUCUGAACGUGAAAGUUGAACUCGGUCAACUCCCCCAGCUGCUUCCACAAAACGCAGGCCAAUUUGCGUGUGUGGGACGACGAUCGCUCACUCGUUGAAGUCUCCGUCUGCUUCUGGCUAUUGCCUUGGGUAUUUCUUGUGCAAUGGACCUCUCCUCCUAUAGUUUCAAAACGGCCCAGCCAUUGGCAAGGUUUUUGGCAGAUUAAAUUUUCGUGUCGUGUUAUUUUCUCGAAUCGGUGACAAGAGGUGUUGUGUACCUGUUGUUUUUUGUUCAGUGCUUAAGCACAUAGUGUUAAUUUAGGAGAAGAAAAUUUAUAUAAGUCAUAAUGAAGCAGAAAUUGAAGUAUUUCUGCACGUUUCUAGUGAUUUUCGGUUUUCGGUCGAUUGCCGCCGAUAGUUUACCCUGUGAUUUCAUGGAUUCGGUCAAUAUAACCGAUGGAGUACGAGACAGUUUAGGGAACAUCCUUCACAAUGGCAUCCAGUACAAGCCCAAGUACUAUCGGACAAUCGACUACGACUAUCAGAACUUUUCGAAUAAAAAGUUCGUCCAGGAGUACAUCCGGGGAUGUCCGUGUGCUGUUCGGUUGUGCGUUCGGAUGUGUUGUCCCGAGGGUCACGUUCUAGUCGAACGAAGGUGUGUCCUCUCUGAGGCACCGAUGGUUGUUCAGGUCAAUACGACACUGUUCAAUCCGGAGAGAAAUUCCGAAGUGUUCGAUCUGACCCAGAACCGGAUGUACGGGUUUUUGUUCGGCAAACCUUGCGAGCACAUGUACGAACUUGACCCCAGAGAUCCGGAUGACGCAUGGACUUUGGCGCGGAAUGGCAGCAUCAUCUAUGGGACCAUGCUCCUCACCAGGAAUAACUACUGCUUCAUGCAGAAGAACGAAUCCAUCCCGGCUGUUGCGUACGUUUGUUUCGAGCCGCAAGAAGACUUCAAAUAUGCCCUCUACCCCAUUGGGAUGUUGCUGUCGGUUCCGUUCCUGCUGGUGACUUUCUUCGUGUACGCCUGCAUCCCGGAGCUGCGGAAUAUGCACGGGCGCUCGCUGAUGUGCUAUGUCUUCGGAUUGGCCGUCGGAUACACGGUGCUUUCCCUGGUUCAGAUGCGGAUCUUCGAGAAGGAAACGGUGGCCUGCAAAGUGACCGGCUAUCUGGUCUAUUUCUCGUUCAUGGUCAGCUUCUUCUGGUUGAACGUGAUGUCGUUCGAUAUCUACUGGACCUUUAGAGGUGUCCGCGGAGCCAAGGGAGCGGAACGGAAGCGCUUCCUGUUGUAUUCGUUGUACGCCUGGGGUUGUCCCAUCGUACUGGUAGCCGUUAACCUGAUGAUGGAUUACACGGAGCUCAUUCCGCCCCAAUAUCGCCCCCAAGUGGGCUUCGAACGAUGUCUCCUGAAGGAGAACAAAUAUGUGGAAUUUUUCUACCUGUACCUGCCCAUGUUGCUGCUGGUGUUCGCCAAUGUGAUAUUUUUUGCCGUGACCGCAAUAAGGAUUGCCAGAAUUCAGCGGGAAACUUCGGUGGUCGUAAGGCGAGGUGAAUCCAAACGUCAUUCCAAACUAGACAACGACCGAGAUAGAUUCGGUUUGUACAUGCGGCUGUUCAUCGUGAUGGGUGUCACCUGGUCCCUGGAGGUGAUCUCCUGGGCAGUGGACAACAUCGGCUGGAUGUUCUACGUGUCUGACGUUUGCAACUGCAUCCAAGGCUUCCUGAUCUUCAUGCUUUUCGUCUGGAAGCAGAAAGUUAAACGGCUUAUCUACAAAAAGUUCGGUAUUCCACUCGGCGGCGAGAGGGCGGAGGGCUCGCUGUCAACUUGCAGCACGCGUACGACGGCAACGGUCAUCACAUCUUCAUUCCACGGGCCAAAGUCGGACAAACCGCUGAUGGACCGGAUGAACAGUAUCGACCAAUCAUCGGCGAACACGAUGGCGAACACAAUACCGACCCUGGUGCGACCCGAUUCGAUCCGAACCAUCAUCAACAACAGCAUCAACAACAGCAUCAAACACAGCAACAACAGCAACAACAACAACAACGGCAAGAACACGAAUCUCCAGCAUCAUCCGUUCGACUAGAACAAAAGCCAUACCCAAUAGAUCGGGCCAUCAGCUUCGAUCGAACCACCGAAGAAAGUGAUCUUGGGAGCGUCUGAAGUUCUGCACAAUUGGAUGCCGGGGAGCAUUUCAAAUUGAAUUUUCAUCGAUCCGAGAACAAGUGCCAUUCAAUUUCGAACUUGGGGAGCUACCACGAGGAAGACGUAUUUGACCAACCAAAGAAAAACGUAUAGUUGAUUUAACGAACAAAAAAUAAUCACUAGUACAAACAUGAUUAGAUCAAUCCAUUUGAAGCAUAUUUUAGAUUGUUUGGCAGAGAGAUUAAAUUUUGAAAAAUGUGUCAAAAAUAUUAGAACAAAUCUUUAGCAGUUCAACUAAAUAUAGUGUAGGCUAUUCUAUUCAACAGUACUUAAAAUGAACGUAAAAAUUAUUUUAUGUAGCAGAUAAAAAAACAAUCGUACUUAAAGUGUCAAGCUGAAAGUUAAUCGAUAAAUUUAACUCAAAGAGAACCUCAUAAAGCAUCACUUAUAGAACUACGAUCACAUCAUUUCCAUUUGACAAAUGUUUUCCACAUGUAGAAUUAACGAUAAGUGUCUCUGAUGGUAUGUAAAAAACUUAAAAUAUUUAGAUAGUGAACAAUUGUUAUUAAUCGAAUACGGUACUCUCGGCCAUUUUUUUUAAUGUUAAGCUAUCUACCUCGUAAACUGAACACUACUAGGGUGUCCACCUUCUAGGGUUGAAGGAAAGCACAAAGCCAACACAACGAGUUACACACCUGCACACUUGUAUGUUAUUUUAAUGGAAAACAGUAUCUCUUGAACAAGAAAAUAGAAGAAUCGUUGUAAAACACA